Messenger RNA from Pipistrellus nathusii (Nathusius's pipistrelle), 1098 nucleotides. Lineage: Eukaryota; Metazoa; Chordata; Mammalia; Chiroptera; Vespertilionidae. The record is from the annotation of a GenBank genome assembly.
AUGGGGGGGGGGAGGGAGGACGGGGUGUAUGCGGUGGUCUCGCUGGGAAGCAUCCACUUGGGCGACAUGUUGCUGCUCAAGAAACAGACGGAGGACAUCAGCAGCGUCUAUGAGAUCCGCGAGAAGCUGGGCUCGGGUGCCUUCUCCGAGGUGGUGCUGGCCCAGGAGCGGGGCUCCUCGCACCUUGUGGCUCUGAAAUGCAUCUCCAAGAAGGCCCUUCGAGGCAAGGAGGCCCUGGUGGAGAAUGAGAUCGCGGUGCUCCGCAGGGUCAGCCACCCCAACAUCGUGGCUCUGGAGGACGUCCACGAGAGCCCCUCCCACCUCUACCUGGCCAUGGAGCUGGUGACAGGGGGCGAGCUGUUCGACCGCAUCAUGGAACGUGGCUCCUACACGGAGAAGGAUGCCAGCCACCUGGUGGGCCAGGUCCUGGGCGCUGUCUCCUACUUGCACAGCUUGGGCAUCGUGCACCGCGACCUCAAGCCCGAAAACCUCCUCUAUGCCACGCCGUUCGAGGACUCCAAGAUCAUGGUCUCUGACUUCGGCCUGUCCAAGAUUCAGGCUGGCAACAUGUUGGGCACAGCCUGUGGGACCCCAGGAUAUGUGGCCCCGGAGCUCUUGGAGCAGAAACCCUACGGGAAGGCCGUAGAUGUGUGGGCCCUGGGUGUCAUCUCCUACAUCCUGCUGUGUGGCUACCCUCCCUUCUACGACGAGAGCGACCCCGAGCUCUUCAGCCAGAUCCUGAGGGCCAGCUACGAGUUUGACUCGCCCUUUUGGGAUGACAUCUCUGAAUCAGCCAAAGACUUCAUCCGGCACCUUCUGGAGCGAGACCCGCAGAAGAGGUUCACGUGCCAGCAGGCCUUGCAGCAUCUUUGGAUCUCUGGAGAUGCUGCCUUUGACAAAGACAUCCUGGGCUCGGUCAGCGAGCAGAUCCAGAAGAAUUUUGCCCGGAACCACUGGAAGCGAGCAUUCAAUGCCACCUCUUUCCUGCGCCACAUCCGGAAGCUGGGGCAGAGCCCGGAGGGGGAGGAGGGCUCAGAGCGGAGGAUGGCCCGCCACAGCCACCCCGGCCUCGGGGCCGGCCAGCCCUCCAACUGGUGA